ACGUCGCGUCUAUGUUCUCGCUCUUCCCUUCGCUCUUCAGCUUGAUGAACGAAACUUGGGCACGAGAAAGACCGGACGCUACUGGCCUCACUUCGAGUUGAAAGCUAGAUAAGAAGUACAACGUCCUAUGUGGGCUUCCAGUAUCCACCCAAUAUUCCGCUCUUUUCUUUUCGUUUCUGUGUUUUUUGUUAAUAGAGCGGCAAAAAAAGCCAAAAAAAACAGGGCACCACCGUAGGUCAACCCAAGUUUGAAAAAAUUUUCUUUUUUCGGAUUCAUUGAACUCCCUUAGCGAGUUCAAUCAUUCUUGCGAUGAUUGUCUGCUUCCGGACCCUCUCUUUCCCGAAAUUUUGAGAAUUUUUUUUUCUUUUUUUCCCCAUUCGUUCCUUGGGAGGAUAACCGUUGGUGAUAGAUUGCGGAGAUUUGAUUUAUCUCGGUUCGCCGAGGAUGAUGUCAAUGACAUGCCAUAACCUCUUGGACUUGGUGGCUUGUGGGUGUUCUUCCAAUGCUUCCUUCGAAAGGUCUUCAGUGAGAAAGUAUGGUAACGCCAAUACGAGGAGCAGGAAUUGCAGAGACUUCGCUGCUCGGAGGUUGUUUUGCUUCCGUCGAGAUAUUGCCUCGUGUCGGGUUUCUUCAACCAAGACCCCCAAUACCCUUCUUGACGAUUCAGGUAUUGGUCAAAGUCCUUCGCAAUUGUUGAAUUUGAAGGAAGAGCCAAGAGGCCCCAUAUCACUGGCAAAUUUGUUUGAAGUUGUUGCUGAUGACUUGCAGACACUGAAUCAAAAUCUUCGAACAAUCGUAGGUGCAGAUAAUCCAGUUUUGAUGUCUGCUGCUGAUCAAAUAUUUGGGGCUGGUGGGAAGAGGAUGAGACCUGCUUUAGUCUUCCUUGUCUCUAGAGCCACAGCAGAAAUAAUGAGCCUAAAAGAACUUACGAGAGAGCACAGGCGUCUAGCAGAGAUAAUAGAAAUGAUCCAUACUGCGAGCUUGAUACACGAUGAUGUGUUAGAUGACAGUGAUAUGCGAAGAGGAAAGGAAACAGUUCACCAGAUUUUCGGAACAAGGAUAGCGGUACUGGCUGGGGACUUCAUGUUUGCACAGUCAUCAUGGUAUCUUGCAAAUCUUGAAAAUCUCGAAGUCAUCAAACUCAUUAGCCAGGUUAUUAAGGAUUUUGCAAGUGGUGAAAUAAAGCAGGCAUCGAGCUUGUUCGACUGCGACACGGAACUUGAAGAGUAUCUUAUCAAAAGCUACUAUAAGACAGCUUCUUUAAUUGCCGCCAGUACCAAGGGAGCUGCCAUUUUCAGUGGGGUAGAUAGCAACAUCACAGGGCAAAUGUACGAGUACGGGAGGAACCUGGGCCUUUCGUUCCAAGUGGUCGAUGACAUAUUGGAUUUUACACAAUCAGCCGAGCAAUUGGGCAAACCGGCCGGAAGUGAUCUCGUGAAAGGAAACUUGACAGCGCCAGUUAUUUUUGCUCUAGAAAAGGAGCCAAAACUUAGAGAAAUCAUUGAAUCGGAGUUCUGCGAAACAGGUUCUCUUGAUGAAGCGAUUCGGUUGGUCAAGAGCUGUGGUGGCAUCGAAAGAGCUCAACAGCUAGCGAAAGAAAAGGCUGAUCUUGCAAUCCAGAAUCUAAGAUGCCUUCCUCAAAGCGCCUUCAGGUUAGCCCUUGAGGACAUGGUGAUGUAUAAUCUUGAAAGGAUAGAUUAGCUGCCUAUGCCAAUAGGACAAGAGCGAGCGAUUCUUUAGCUUAUAUGAAGUUUGAAAGAUCGAAGCCUGCCAGUGAAACCGGCAUUUCAGGUGGCAUCAACAAGUGGAACCAAAUAAGGGAAAGAUGCUGGUGGCUGUGUUGUAUUUGUACAUGUAUUAUAGGCAUUGAGCUAUGACUUUUAGCUCUUAAUAUCGUUCAUUCGAUUACAAUUUUCUCCUCGAAGGGAGGAUUAACAUUCGAAUACUGUUGUAUGGCAGAGUUUCCGACGGGAUCAAUAAUGUAAUGCUGCAUUAUUCUUUUCCAUGAA
Molecule: messenger RNA, 2009 nt
Organism: Eucalyptus grandis
Lineage: Eukaryota; Viridiplantae; Streptophyta; Magnoliopsida; Myrtales; Myrtaceae
Product: solanesyl diphosphate synthase 1, chloroplastic
Exons: 6
Coding region: 445-1701 (418 amino acids)
Biological process (GO): isoprenoid biosynthetic process; plastoquinone biosynthetic process
Cellular component (GO): chloroplast
Molecular function (GO): prenyltransferase activity
Source: RefSeq, a predicted model, not a curated record